AUGGAUCUUCCUCCAGUUAACGGCACCCACGACCACGAUGCUGUCCCUCAGCUGGUCAAUGGUGCCACAAAUGGCGUCAGAGAGCCAGUGAUACCGAAAAGCAUAUUUCUCAGGCCCGCGGAAUCUGAUACUAUCCACGACUUGGUUUGCGUCGGCUUCGGACCCGCCAGCCUUGCAAUCGCUGUCGCUCUCCACGACUCCAUGGAGGCUGGCAAGUUGAGGCAGCCGCCCAAGGUCCUGUUCCUGGAGAGGCAACCCGAGUUUGCUUGGCACGCAGGCAUGCUUCUCCCCGGCGCCAGGAUGCAGAUUUCCUUCAUAAAAGAUCUCGCGUCACUGCGGGACCCACGCUCCAACUUCACCUUUCUCAACUACCUCCACAAGAAUAACCGGCUUGUCGACUUUACAAAUCUCAACACAUUCCUACCGGCGCGGGUCGAAUACGAGGAUUAUCUCCGCUGGUGCGCCCGCCACUUCGACGACGUUGUACGUUACCAGAACGAGGUGCAGUCCGUAUCCCCCGUUCAGGAGGAAGGCCCCCUCAAGACGUUCUCCGUCACAUCUCGGAACACCAAGACGGGCGCCGUCACCACCUACCGCGCAAGGAAUGUCGUUAUAGCUCUCGGCGGCCAGGCCUCGAUUCCCAAGCUGUUCCCGCAACAGCAUCCCCGUGUUAUUCACUCGUCACAAUACGCCCAACAGGUUCCCAGUAUCCUGCAUGACAAGUCAGCCGCUUAUCGUGUUGCCGUCAUUGGCGCUGGCCAGAGCGCAGCCGAGAUCUUCAACAACGUCCAAAGCUUGUAUCCCAAUAGCAAAACAUACUUGGUCAUGCGGUCCGAGUUCCUCAAGCCGAGCGACGACUCCCCCUUCGUCAAUUCCAUCUUUAAUCCCGAAUUUAUCGACACCAUCUACCCCAAACCACCAGCCUACCGCGCGAACCUCCUCGCCGAUGCGCGUACCACCAACUACGGCGUUGUCCGCCUCGAGCUGAUCGAGCACCUCUACGAGAUCAUGUACCACCAGAAGCGGACACUUGGGCCGGAUGAGAAAAAGUGGCCACACCGAAUCCUGGCUGGGCGGGACAUUGUCAGGGUCGAGGAAAAGGGGGACAGGUUGCAUCUCAAGACGGCCUUGGUCCCCAUGCCCGGUGCCAGCGUGCCGGACGGGCCCUUGCUGGAGGAGGAAAUCCUGGAUGUGGACCUGGUCAUCUGCGCAACCGGAUAUAAGCGGACAGCCCAUUUGGACAUGCUCCGAGAUACGUGGCACAUGCUCCCGGCCGUGGGCGAUGAGAGCGGGAUGCCGAGACGAGACGGAUGGCUGGUGGGGGUGCCCAACAAUGACCAUAAGGAGGAGACGUCCACGCGGGUGAUGGAGGUGGGCCGUGACUAUCGGGUCCGUUUCUCGGCGGGCGCGGUGGCCCCCGGAUCAGGCGUUUGGUUGCAAGGCUGCUGCGAGGCCACCCAUGGUUUGAGUGAUACCCUUCUUUCUGUGCUGUCGACGCGGUCUGGCGAGAUGGUGGAGUCGAUUUUUGGAUCAUCAGCAUAA
This is a messenger RNA of Canariomyces notabilis, 1542 nucleotides long. Its product is annotated as FAD/NAD(P)-binding domain-containing protein. The record is from RefSeq and is a predicted model, not a curated record. Lineage: Eukaryota; Fungi; Ascomycota; Sordariomycetes; Sordariales; Chaetomiaceae. The coding region runs from base 1 to 1542 and encodes 513 amino acids. Gene Ontology annotation, biological process: intracellular iron ion homeostasis. The transcript has 3 exons.